Messenger RNA from Amoebophrya sp. A120, 3690 nucleotides. The record is from the annotation of a GenBank genome assembly. Lineage: Eukaryota; Dinophyceae; Syndiniales; Amoebophryaceae.
AUGAAGGCGCUGCAUCUCCUGGGGUCGACGCUCCUCAUCUGGGAAUUCCAGGGCCAAAGGUCCGCGUUCGCCGCCAAGCUUCGCGUCAGGAGGAAUGCCAAGGCAUCGCUUUCCAGCCAGCUGAAGAACAACUAUGGUUUCAUUUUUUUUCUUCUGCUGUUCUUUUGGUGCUGCACCAGUGCCAGGUUUUAUUUCAAACGGUUCAACAAGAUUUUUCGCCAUUCCGUCGAUUAUUUUUAUUCAGGUGCCAUUAUGACUUCGUACGUGGAGCAAUUGAAUUCCGGGGUGGUGCAGGACUGCUCCAAAGAGUCGUCCACCGCGCUUGUUAGUCCGACCAUCGAGGGCUAUCCGCACCGGUGUGGGUGCUUCAAACUACCAGUCCGCUGAUUCGCUCCACUUGUGUCUUGUCGUUGUAAAGCUGCGCGUAGCAUAUUCCUAUAUAAUGCCCAGGCUGGAUUUCUCCCGAGAUCAAAAAGCGUCUCAUCCUCAUGCGAAUAAAGCUGCUUCAACUUGGCAAUCGCGCUCCUUAUAUUUAUAAUUUUCACAAUUUUGGAGAUUCAAUUCUCGCACCUGAGCAGGCCUUUGGUCUCUCCGGGUCGGUACUACAGUGUGAUGCGAGGUUUUCAGUGACGAGAGAACGAAGCCCCCAGCGGGGGGCGCAUUGUUCGACAGCUAGAGGCUUGGGAUUUGUGGAUACGAGGCGACGGGGCGUGCCACAGUUUUUUGGCGAUGGUUUCGCGAGGGUUGCUCGUGCUGACGGCGUUUGGCGUUGUUGUGUUUCGGAUGCACCAGUAGCUCGCAUCCCGCUGGGGGCGCGGACCCGUUGUUUAUUAUUCUGUCCUGUCAUCUGUUCCUGUUGGCCGUCUCGCGGUUACGUUAGGCUGGGGCCUAGGUCUUUUAGUUACACAUUACCCACACGAGAACUCUUCCUGGCGGACACGCGGCGGGGUGUAGGUGGACUGCCCACUUGUAUUCUUUCUUGAUUCUACCUCUACGGUCUGGUGCAUCUCGUUUCGCGAUGGAGCUGCCCUCCUGACCUGAGGCACUUCUGUUUUCGGGAGGCUUGAUGCCUCGCUGCGCUGGUACUUAUCUCGGGGACUGCCUGGCUUUCUUUUUCGGACUCUCUUUUUCGUUUAUCUGGCACCAGGGGAGCUUCGCUCUAUCCCCGGUCUCGCCUUGCUUUGGGAACAGGGGUCGUCUGGCACUGGCGGUAUCCAAUCCGUUACCCUUGCGAACUUGUUCCCAGGCUGGGGCUGGUGGUUCGGUGUCUCCUUCGUUCGCCCUCUGUUCCCAUCGCGGGGCGGGGCCGGGGUUUCAUCUCGUGGUUGCUUGCCUGCGCCAAAAGUUGUCUGUGGCGCGUGUGUUGCUGUUGCGGGAAGGCCCAGCUGAGCCGGGGCCGAACAGUGCGCGCUACUUGUGGAACCCUUGCGGGGUCGUUGGUCGGAUAGGGGGUUUCGAGCCCGUCUUCGCGCAGACGGGCACGGGGGCUUCCCGCUUGCGCGGGCCCAGUGGCUGAGAGGCCCACUGGUGCGUGGUAGUUACGCUCUACCGCCGCAUUCGAAUAAGUUUGUGUAUACCCGGGGGGUUGUAUCUCCUUGGGCGCUUUUUCCUGGAAGGGAGCGCUUGCCGAGCUUUGAGCUUUUUGUUUCGCGGGGUUGGUCUUGGAGGCCUCAGCGAGGCCGACACGAACGUCGGUGCCUGGCUUUCCCUUGGGAGGUCCUCAGGGAUUCUAGUUGUCGCAUAGUCGCGCCGAAGCUGGCAUCGCGGAUGUUUGUUUCACCUUGCUUGGGGCUAGGAAGGGUGCUCACUUACCUCUCUGCUCGGCUUCGCAGGUGGUGGUGGAGUGGGCCGUUCCCCGCUACGGAAGCUAGGCACGGCCUGCUUGACCCAGCCCCAAUAGGCGCGGUCCAAUGGGCCGCUUGGGUGUGAGCUCUGGAUAACACUCGGAAGGAACGCAACGAAAUAUAAUUUUCACAAUUUUGGAGAACUGCAACUGCUGCAAUGAAUUUCAAUUCUCGCACCUGAGCAGGCCAGCCACGUGGCUCCUUGUGAAGAGAAUUACCAGGGGAGGAUCAUCACGAGCGGACUGGUCGUGUGUUUUUUCCACUGCCAAUACCACCAAACGCAGCUGAAUCUGGUUACUGGGGCAACACCAAUCGAGCAGGUAAAGGCAGGGUUUUUUCGUGCAUAUUAUUCUGUUUCGCGGGCACGAACUUUUUCGGAAGCGCAUUUUUUCCUUUGGGCCAUUCCCCGCCGCAUUGAUUUACAGUAAGUUUCAAUGCCAAUACUGAUCGAUUCUUGAUACUCCGUGUUGAAUUGAGACUGACGAGGGCGAGAGACCCUGUCAUCGCGUCCUCGUCCCCAAAUCACAAAACGCACACCACACAACAAAUCAGGUGAAUCGUUGCGGAGAGUACUGCUCGCAGGUGUCGGACCAAGUGUGCGGCGGAUUUGUCUACUUCUAUGCCGACGAUUCGUAUGGAAUGCAAACAUUUACAAACAGCCUGGAUCGAUCGGGGAGAAAAACGUCAAUGCAGAUAAGUAGUAGCAAUGCGUGAGCACGAGUGAACAAUCGCACUUAAGUAAGUACUUACUUUCCUGCUUGUGCAGGCACUGCACAUGAUGCUGCGGCGAUCACAAUCUUUCUUCAUGUGUGCAUGUUUAUAGCCAUCGUAGAAGAAGAAGAAGGCUAUCUGCUGAUCCUGAUCUUUAGAAUCGCAAAGACGGCAGCUACAUCUACGCAGUGUUUUAUGCGUUUUCCCGCAACAAGAUGAAGCUGCAUAUUUGCAAUGCAUACCUACGGGGGAGCCAACGUCCGCGGAGAUUGCGUGUUUCUGCCCCCGUUUGAUCCGGCAAACUGCGAGGAAUCCGGCGACAAGAGCCGUGGGAGUUUUCGCCGCACCUCCUCGAUCGUCACGUCAAGCACCACAGAUGACAUCAGUAGGUAAGUGUCUGAACAAGAGGUGGGAGCAGAAGAUGGCCUAAGAACACAAGCCACAGCUUUUUUUAGAUCGUGCGGCUCUUUGAGUUCCCUUUCGCAAACGGUCAUUAUGUAAGAUUGAUUUCUUUCCGAUGGAACAAAUAUGAUAUGAAGUAUCUAGUGCACUCUCCAGAGUAUUUUUCAACAAACUAACAUGGUUCGCAGCAAAUCCGGGCUGCAGAUGGCUGUCCUUUUGAGAAUACAGAUGGUUGAAAGUCACGACGAAACGUCCUCGUGAUGGUGCUUAUGAGAACAAAUGAUGGUGGAGCAUGCAGACGGAAAGGCUUCGCUGUGAUUCGGUGGGUCACCCCGAGAGCACACGCGCUCCGUUUACAGAUAUUCACUUUCAAUGUCGACGGCGGCGUAGUUGCAGUGACCUUACUCAGAUCCAAGAUCGAGCAAACUAUUUUUUCUUGAAGACAAUGCUUGUAAACAACGAAUACGAAGAUGAAGAACAACCACUCGAACUCACACAUUUUAUCUACCACACAGCAACGGGAGCCUCGGUACCCCAGGGAAGGGGAUCCUUCUUGUAUUCUGAUUUUGAUUCGGAAGGUGAAUAACGUUUGUUACGCCUACGACUACACUGCAGCAGCUGUCAAGGAAGCGGACAAAAUUGCGGUACGCAUCAGAUGACGAAGACGCUAAAGUGAGAAUGAAAGACGAGCGCGUGAGUUGACAAAAACUCUCGCGAUAUGCGUCGAGUAGCA